Molecule: messenger RNA, 6335 nt
Organism: Cimex lectularius (bed bug)
Lineage: Eukaryota; Metazoa; Arthropoda; Insecta; Hemiptera; Cimicidae
Exons: 26
Coding region: 54-6095 (2013 amino acids)
Biological process (GO): proteolysis
Cellular component (GO): extracellular region; membrane
Molecular function (GO): serine-type endopeptidase activity; chitin binding; protein binding
Source: RefSeq, a predicted model, not a curated record
AACGAUUUGACUAUGAGAAUUGUAAAGGAUCGUUUAUAACUGAAACAAAAAACAUGGACUACAACUUAAUGCGUUUGGCAAUUUAUACAUUCUUAGUAUUAAAAGUGAAUGCUGACACGAGUAAUCUUGAAUGGGAUGGAUUGGGUUGUCCAAAAGGGGCUACUGGGCAGUUCCCAUAUGCCAUGGAUUGUAAGAGGUUUUACAAUUGUUGGAAAGGAAGAAGUGUGUUAAGUGUGUGUGCUCCAGGAACGUUAUUCAAUCCUGAGACGCUCGAGUGUGAUUUUCCGGCAAAAGUGAAAUGUUAUACAAAUCCUAAUAUUGGCAAAACAGGGCAAACAAAUAAUUAUGAAGCAUUUCGUGAUCCUGUUAACCCAUAUAGUCACCAUUACCAUAAGGACUCUGUAAUGGGAAAACGACCACAGCAUGUUACACCUGUGUUCCAACAAGAAAUCCACCACCAACAUAAACGAGUGCCAGUUACGCACCAGUUUGACCAGCAAGUUCAGAAUCAGGAUCAAGUUUCAGAUGUUCCUGUUCAAAAUCAACACCAACUAAAUUUUCACAGAGACACACAAAAUAAACAAUGGAUUCAGCAAGAAAUAAAUUUUCAGCAUUCCAAAAGCUACCAUGAAAAAACUGGAGUACCUUCAUUUUCUACUGUUGCAAGAGAAGAAUCUCCAAGCCAUAAACCCAUACACAACUUUCAUCAUCACCACACAAGUCAGCAACAUAACUUUGAAAAUGGUGAAGAUUUUAUUAGGCCUUUGGCCAGAGAACUUCAACCACCCCAAAAAUAUAACGUACCAACUGAAACAGUCAGCUGGCCUUCACAUUCUACACAUGAAGGGGGCGAUACAACAUUACAGACCUCAUUUAACACAAACCAACAACCAAUACACCAUUCACAUGGUGGAGUCCAGCCACCAAUGUACCAUUCUCACGUUGGUGUCCACCAUUCACAUGGUAGAGUCCAUUCACCAGCAUAUCAUUCACACGAUAGAGUCCAUUCACCAGCGUACCAUUCACACGACAGAGCCCAUUCACCAGCAUACCAUUCGCAUGAUGGAGUCCAUUCACCAGCACCAGCAUACCAUUCGCAUGAUGGAGUCCAUUCACCAGCACACCAUUUGCAUGAUGGAGUCCAUUCACCAGCAUACCAUUCGCAUGAUGGAGUCCAUUCACCAGCAUACCAUUCGCAUGAUGGAGUCCAUUCACCAGCAUACCAUUCACACGGGAGAGUCCAUUCACCAGCAUACCAUUCCCAAGAUAGAGCCCAUUCACCACCAUACUAUCCGCAAACCAGUACGCAACCUGUAGAAUCCAAUUCAAAAACUGAAACACAACCUCCAGUGCACAAUUCAUAUGGUGGAGUUCAUCAACCAACAUACCAUUCACAAUCAGGUGCCAAACCCCCAGUAUAUAAUUCACAUGGUGGAGUUCAUCAGCCAACAUACCAUUCACAAUCUGGUGCCAAACCCCCAGUAUACAAUUCACAUGGUGGAGUCCAACCACCAACAUACCAGUCAUCAGUACAUCCUAAUAGUGGAGGUCUGCCAUUGUCAGAAAUCUUUCCAAAUUUAGAUAGUCCUGGAAGUUAUAAGGGAGCAAAAAUCCCUUUGGCCAAUCACUCAGAUUCCCCUUUGGUUUUGGAAGUUAACAACAAUAAUUAUGGAGUAAUUGAAAGAGAACAAGAUACAAUACCCCAGGUACAACAAUCCUUUGUGCCACCAUUUCCCAAUAUAAAUACUUCAUUGAUAAAUCCUGAACCAGAUUUACCAGAUACUUAUGGAGAUAGUACUUUCACUGGCCUGCAUACUGUUUUAAUUCCUAGUGUACAGAUAACCGAAAAUAACGAAAAGAGUUCAGUUAAUAGACAAUUACAAAAUGACACAAAUUAUAGUGAAUCUAUAUCCCACACGAUAAAUGUACCAAACACACCAAUAAUUUCCAUUUCCAAUGAAAAAGAGCUACCUUAUCCAUCGAUGUUUAAUAAAAAUUACAAUAGCCGGAACGAUCACAAAGGUGAAUAUGACAUUUCUUCAACAAAUGUUUCUCCAAGCUAUUUACCACCUAACAAUAGAGGUACAUACAACCCUGCUAAAAACCCACUUCGCUCAUUUACAACCCCACACGAAUUUUACAACCCUUCAGGCCAUGCUGACCAGACUUCAACAAAAUUGAACCCGACUUACGCUCAGUUUCCAGAGCUUGAAAAAUGCCCACCUGAUUUUAGCGGAUUACUACCUCAUUUGCACUGUAAUAAGUUUUUGAGUUGUGCCAAUGGAAGAACAUAUGUUAUGAAUUGCGCUGACGGAACAAGGUUCAAUUCGGAGCUGUCUAUUUGUGACCAUUCAUCUAAAGUAAAAUGCAUUGAGAACCCAGUUGUUCUAUUUAAUAACUCAAUUGAUCAAAUUGAUGAAAGAAAUGACAAAGAAUAUCUUGAACCAGCGGAAUCACACCAUGUAGCGAAUAAUGAAUCUUUUUACACUUCCAGAGAUUUGGAUGUAAGGAUGGGUAAUACUGAAAGAGAAUAUGAAAUGAUAAAUGAGACAACGACAAAUACACCUAUGCACCAACAAGUUCCAGACACCCAUGAAUCAACAGGACUUUUCAAUAUACCCGACUCAAAUGGGUGGAGGAUUGUUGUUAGCGUCAACCAGUCAGUUGAAAGAGUGACCUCUAAGAGUGUGGCCAAAGAAAAAAAAAUUUCCCCUUUGUCUUCUGAGGCUGAGAAACCUCCAUCCGUGGAUUUGCCUACCCGCAUUCCACAAAAAUUAUCGGGAAAACAAAUGAAGUUCAAUAGACAAGUAAUUAGGUUGAGAGGCGGCCCUACUCAAUUCCAAGGAUACGUUGAGAUUAAACUGAACAACACUUGGGGCACUGUAUGUGACCAGAAGAAUGGAUGGACAGAAAUUGAAGCAAAUUUGGUUUGCAAAAAUCUUGGCUAUACAAGAGGUGCAGAAUCAUCAUGGCAAGGGAGACCAGCUUCUGUUACUGAAAAAGUUUCUCCAAUAGUUGCAGUUGAUGCCGUCAAUUGUAUUGGUCAUGAAAAAUCAAUUCUAGAAUGUCUUAUUUCAAAACAACCGUACUGUGAUGUGAAUAAUGAUGCGGUUUGGGUUCGGUGCCAUGACAAUAUAAGGUCACAGUGCCGGCCUGGAGAAAUUUCUAUCGGUGACAGAUGUUACUUUCUGGUUGAACCUUUUGAAGAUACUCCUGUUGAAAUGGCAGGCUUUACUCAAGGAGAAGCCUUAGCACAUUGUCAAAAGCAUGGCGGUCAUCUUCUCAACGUAGCCUCACAAAUUGAGAAUGAUUUUUUGUCUGAAUGGUUGCUCAGACAAUCUCAGCUUGAAUCCGUAAUGACUGCAGGUGUUGGCGUGUUAGUAAUGGGAAUGCCAAUAUGGAUUUGGGAGGGUAGUGAAGAGCCGUUUACUUAUCAUAACUGGUGGCCUGGCUGGAAUGGGACCAAAUCGAUUGCACCAAAACUUGAAACUGGUCGAGCUUCUUGCAUAGUAUUACGGAGGUUUUAUCCAUGUACUAAUGCCGAUACAAAAGAAGGACGGCUUUGCGACGCCCAGUACUAUUUCUGGGAUAUUGAUGAUUGUGGGACAAUGUCAGUAAGAAUGCCAUAUAUCUGCAAAAGGCCUGCUAAUAAAAUUGGAUGUGUACUAGGAACUGGGUCUAAUUAUAGAGGUGGUGCUAAUGUGACAAGUGAGGGCAAUUUAUGUUUGGCUUGGGAUUCCAAGGAAGUAAAAUCUUUUUUGAAGUAUAAAAUUUCUGAUGAAGAUAGAAGAAUGACGUUGUCUGGCCACAAUUAUUGUCGGAACAUAGGAGGGAUUGAUGUAGCACCUUGGUGUUUUGUCAAAUUAGGUGAAGAAAUUCAUAAGGAAUAUUGUGACAUUCCUUUGUGCAGCAAGGACAGGACUGAGAAAUCUGCCAAAUAUUCAGAAUACAAAUGUGGGCCAAAACAGUUUUCUUGUGAGUCUAAGCGACAGUGUAUUCUACAGGAAUGGGUUUGUGACGGGAAGCCUGAUUGUUCAAACGCAAGGGACGAGCUUGACUGUUUAGAUUCUCUAUUAAAAUUUCAACACUAUCCUCACACACAACUCCCAGGUUUUGAUAUUGAGACUCAUAGAAACACUUCCUUAAAAACCUGUUCGGAAAAAUGCCUUGCUUUAGAAAAUUGCAGAUCUUUUUAUCAUCUAGAAAUGACUGGCGAGUGCUUUCUAACAGAAAGUAAUGUUGGCCUUUCGGGAAAUCUAGUUACAAACAAAAUGGGUUGGAGUUAUUAUGAAAGAAAAUCGACCAUGUUGAGAUGCUCAGAACUAUAUUUAUGUGAUAAUGGAAAAUGCUUAAGCCACACGAGUGUUUGUAAUGGAAAGAAUGACUGUGGUGAUAUGUCAGAUGAGAAAAAUUGCACAUGGCUUGAAAAAGGAAUUCAGCUGAGGCUCUAUGGUGGGGCAAAUCCAAAUGAAGGGACAGUUGAGAUCAAAGCAAAUGAUCAUUGGGGUCUCAUAUGUGAUGACCAAUUUGACAUUGAGGAUGCACAUGUGUUAUGUCGUCACUUGGGCUUCCCACAAGGUGCGCUUGAAAUAAAAAAGCAUUCAGCAUUUGGCAAAAGACCAAACAUCACCAAGUACCUUAUCGAUGAGCUCAGUUGUAAAGGUAACGAGUCUAUAAUCACUGAGUGUGAGCAUAACGGGUGGGGUGUGCACGACUGCGGGCCUGAUGAAGCUGCAGGAGUAGUUUGCAAACGUGAAGAAACCGAAUGCUCAUUUAAUUACUGGCUUUGCGAUAGUAAAGCUGAAUGUAUUCCUUUCAGUUUUCUCUGUGACAAUAUUUCUGAUUGCACUGAUGGAAGCGAUGAAAUAACUUCUAGAUGCAAAUCAGAAAUAGAUGUUCGAUUAGUAGGUAUUGGAGGCGAAAGCAGGAGCAAUAAGAUAACUGAAGGUCGAUUAGAGGUCAGGAGAUUUGGAGUCUGGGGAACAGUUUGUGAUGAUGAUUUUGGAAGUAAAGAAGCCGAGGUUGUUUGUAACUCUCUAGGCUAUGCUGGCACAACGAAAGUUUAUAAAGAAGCUGCUUUUGGGGCUGGAACUGGAAUCAUAUGGUUAGACCAAGUCCAUUGUUUAGGAAAUGAGACAAAUGUCGCAGAAUGUAUGCAUGACAAUUGGGGUUUGACAAAUUGUAAACACAAUGAAGAUGUUUCUAUCGCUUGCUCCCCCCAAAAUAUCAAUAUGGAUAUUGACCAGAACCUUCAUUCUAAUGAGAAUGAACAAGAGCCGAGCUUCACUCUUGAGCAGAUUUUACCACAAACUUGUGGUAUUAUCUCAUUGGAUAUAGGACCAGUUAACAAUUACAAACCUAAAGUGGUUUCAGGCUUUGAGACAAUCAAAGGAAGCUAUCCAUGGCAGGCAAGUGUUAGAGUAAGAAGUGUUUUGGGGCAGUCAACACAUUGGUGUGGUGCUGUUAUUAUUUCAAGGUUUCAUGUGUUAACUGCUGGUCACUGCUUACGGGACUACGUUAAAUCUUCAUAUUUCAUUCGAGCUGGUGACUUUGAUAUUGAAGUUACCGAAGAAAGUGAACAAGACGUGGAGCUAGAAGGAUUAUGGAUUCAUCAGGAUUUAGAUAAGGGAAUGACUCUGAACAAUGACAUUGCUAUCGUUAAAAUAAAAAAGCCAGGGUUCAAUCUCAAUAAGUGGGUUUAUCCUGCUUGUCUUCCUUUACAUCCAGUUUCAUAUGAUGCAGGGAAGAAUUGUACAAUCUCGGGUUGGGGUUCAAGCGGAGUUCCUGGGUCGGGUUUCGCAAGAACGUUACAUGCAACCUGGCUGCCGAUAAUUCCGCAAGAUAAAUGCAAAACCAGCUAUGGAAGGAAAACCAUUACCGAUGGCAUGUUCUGUGCUGGUAACCUCAAAGGAGGUGCAGACUCAUGCCAGGGAGAUUCUGGUGGCCCUAUUAUUUGUCAAGAAGAAGAUGGAAUGACUGUUUAUGGCAUUACAAGCUGGGGCCAUGGGUGUGGAAGAGUCGAAAGUCCUGGUGUAUAUACAAAUGUUUCCUAUUACAUGGGAUGGAUCAGAAAUACAAUCGAAAACUCAAUGUAAGAAUUUUACAAGAAAAAUAUUUUACAUUUGUUUGAAAACAAUGUUAAGAAUUUUAUAGAUAUAGUUAAUACCUACUUUAAAAGACAAAUGAUUGGCAAAAUUGAUUUGUUAAGAAUUUUAUGCUUAUGUACUUUAUGAUUGGUAUAUUAUUUAUUGGAGGAUAUGGAAUGUUAGUUAUUAAAAAAUGCCAAUAAAAAUCCUAUAUAUGUAACUUAUCAUUAAUAAAUUUACAUUUGAAAA